Molecule: messenger RNA, 4419 nt
Organism: Colossoma macropomum (tambaqui)
Lineage: Eukaryota; Metazoa; Chordata; Actinopteri; Characiformes; Serrasalmidae
Product: NACHT, LRR and PYD domains-containing protein 3-like
Exons: 10
Coding region: 360-3767 (1135 amino acids)
Molecular function (GO): protein binding
Source: RefSeq, a predicted model, not a curated record
CAAAUGAAUCUGUACAUUUUCAUAAAAAACGCCAUAAAAUGUGCUCUAUUAGUGGAAUAUCUCAUAACCUAUGAGCGCACAUGUUUAAAUAUUGUUCUAAGGGAAAGCCAAACAAACCAAAGCUUCCAUAUACCACCGGCAAGCCACCAUCUCACCAAAAUCACAAUGACCAACAUGAGUACAGAACAAUGGAUUAGCACUAUUUACUAAUCCAUUACUACUACAUUUCUUUAAGAUGAGUAUUGGAACAAACUGAAGUAAUUACAGUAGUGCACUUAGUUGCACCUUUACCUGUUAGUAAAAUUUGUAAUGUCGUUCGACACCUCUGUUAGCAUCAUCUCUUUCCCCAGUGACUGAAAAUGGAGUCUGUGAUGGAGCUGCUGCUGGCUGGUCUGCUGAUUGUUCUUUCAACCUGGAUCUGGAAAAGGAGAGGCCUAAAACAGCUUUCAAGCACUCAACACAAUUCAGUGCAGGGAGCGCUGGAUCAGAGUCUUGCCACUCCUCCUGCUGGAUGCUCUGUUGUUUUGAAUGCAGAUCAUGGCACCAGUGUAACCGCUCCUACACUCAACAGCAACAACUUCUAUGGCCCAUCUGUUUUUAACUUCAGCACGAAUGCUGCUGACACUGAUUUGAUGGAAGCAGAUAAAUUAGAGAAACAUUCAGAAGCAAGUGUUCUCAAACAAAUUCUGGAGACUCACAAAGCCAACCUUAAGAAGAAAAUAGAGUAUAUUUUUGAGGGUAAAAUUGAUGUAAAAAAUAAGACACAUCUGAAAAAGGUAUACACACAGCUCUUCGUCACAGAAGGGGAACUCAAAGACGUCAACAGUGAACAUGAGAUUCUGAGAAUUGACAAAGCUUUCAGGAUGCAAAAAUGUCAGGACACUCCAAUCAACUGUAACGACAUCUUCAGUUUACCAUGGAAAAAUGAAGAGAACAAGGUUGUGCUGACCAAAGGCAUUGCUGGCAUUGGAAAAACAGUCUCUGUACAUAAAUUCAUUCUAGAUUGGGUUGAAGGAGAAGCAAACCAGGAUAUAGACUGCAUAUUUUUUCUUCCAUUCCGAGAGAUUAAUUUAAUUAAAUCGGAAGAGUACAGUCUUCAUGAGCUACUCCUAGAAUUCCACCCUGAACUGGAAGAACUGAAGGAAACAAAAAUGUAUGAGGCCUGCAAGCUUGGGUUUGUUUUUGAUGGGCUUGAUGAAAGUCAACUUCCGCUGGAUUUCAACAGCAGCAAUGUAAGAAGCAUAAAAAAGAAAGCAACUGUGGAUGCACUGAUCACGAAUCUCAUUAAGGGAAACUUACUUCCUUCUUCCGUAAUCUGGAUCACCUCCCGACCAGCAGCAGCCAAUAAAGUCCCUUCACAGUAUGUGAGCUUAUUCACAGAGGUGCGAGGGUUCACUGAUAAACAGAAAGAGGAAUACUUCAAAAAGAGAAUACCAGAUGAGACUAAAGCCUCUAAAAUCAUUUCCCAUAUUAAGACCUCUCGGAGCCUGUACAUUAUGUGCCACAUCCCUGUCUUCUGUUGGAUGACAGCUACUGUGCUUCAGGCAAUGCUGGUAGAAAACCAGGGAGAAGACAUUCCUACCACGCUGACUGAAAUGUACAUUCACUUUCUGCUCAUACAGAUGAACAUGAAGAACCAAAAGUAUGACCAGAAAGUCGAGCGAGACUUGACAAAGCUCCUGGAAUCAAACAGAGGAGUGAUCUUGAAACUGGCAAAGCUGGCAUUUGAGCAACUGAAAAGGGAGAACAUAAUGUUCUAUGAAGAUGAUCUGAGGGAGUGUGGUAUUGAUGUCAGGGGAGACUCUGAGUACACUGGAAUGUGCACAGAGAUCUUCAAGCAGGAAUCUAUACUUCAUGAGAAGAAGGUCUAUUGCUUUAUACAUCUGAGCGUUCAGGAGUUCCUUGCCGCACUCCAUGUGUUCUACUGCUACCUGAACAAAGACAAGGACGAGCUGCAGUUUCUGCUUGAGGGUCCGCUUCCAGAAGGCUUUACUUUCAUUGUGGAUUCUCCAAAAAAUGUGUCCUUAUAUUACCUACUGAUCAAGGCAGUUGACAAAGCUUGGCGGAGUCAGAGAGGAUAUCUGGAUCUUUUCCUGCGCUUUCUGUUGGGCAUCACUCUAGACUCUAAUCAGAAACUCCUCAAAGGCCUGCUAGCACAAACAGAGGAUAGCAAAGAGACUGUCGAGAAAUUGAUUAGAUACAUAACAAAAAUACAAAGGAAAGAUAUAUCAGCUGAAGCAUCCAUCAACCUCCUGUUCUGCUUGCUUGAACUAAAGGACCGCACCUUAUUCAAAGAAAUCCAAACAUACCUUAGUUCAGAGGAAACUCCAGAAGCAGAACUGCCACUUUCAGUCUGCUCAGCUUUGGUCUACAUACUUCAGAUGUCAGAAGAGAUACUGGAUGAGUUCAACCCCAAGGUGUAUAAUACAUCAAAUGCAGGCUGCAGGAGGCUGGUCCCAGCAGUGAGAUGCUGCAGAAAAGCUCAGUUUAAUAGCUGUGGACUCACUGAACAGUGCUGUGAGACUGUGGCUUCAGCCCUGCAGUUACCAAACUCCCCUCUUCGAGAGCUGGACCUCAGUAACAACUCACAGAUGAAUGCAGGAGCAAAGCUGCUUUCUGAAGGAUUAAUGAGCCCACAGUGUAAGAUGGAGAAAAUGAGCUUGGCAAGUUGCUAUUUCAGCAAAGAACAGUGUGAAGUUAUUGCAUUGGCUGUAAACUCUGCCUCUUCACCCCUGAGAGAACUGGACCUGAGCUAUAAUGACCUGCAGGAUUCAGGAGUGAAGCUGCUCUCAGAUGGUCUCAAAACCUCUGACUGUAAACUUGAGAAAUUAAGAUUGGGCUGGUGUAAACUGUCUGCAGACAGUUGUAAGACACUGACUUCAGUAUUCAGCUCCAGUUCACCACUGACAGAGCUGGAUCUGAGUAACAAUGACCUGCAGGAUUCAGGAGUGAAGUUCCUCUCUGCUGGACUGGAGAAUCCAAACUGUAAACUGGAAGUACUGAGGUUGUCUGGGUGUUUAGUCACAGAGAAAGGCUGUUCACAUCUGGCUUCAGCUCUUAUUUCAAACCCCUCAUUCCUGAGAGAGUUGGAUCUGAGCUAUAACUACCCAGGACAAUCGGGAGGAAAACUGCUCACUGGCAAACUGGAAGGACCACAGUGUAGACUGCAGAUACUGAAUAUGGAUGCAGGAGGAGAGUGUAGGAUCAAAUCAGGACCAAGAAAAUAUGCCUGUGAGGUCACUUUAGACUCAAAUACAGCACACCGAAAUCUUCGUCUAUCAGAAGGAAACCGAAUGGCAACUCGUGUGUUAGAACUACAGGGUUAUAAGUCAAAUCCAGAAAGAUUCCAUCAUAGUAUGUAUGUGUUGUGUAGAGAAAGCCUGUCUGAUCGCUGUUAUUGCGAGGCUGAGUUUAGUGAAGAUUUGACAGGCGUGGCACUGACGUAUAAAGGAAUUGAAAGAAAUGGAAGGGGUGAUGACAGUACAUUUGGAAGCAAUGGAAUGUCCUGGCAGUUGGUAUGUUAUGGUAGCAGGUUCACUUACUUUGCAUUUCACAAUAAUGGGAGAACUGAGAUUCCUGCCUCUUCCUUUUACUCAAACAGAGUAGGAGUAUAUCUGGACUGGCCAGCUGGCAUUCUGUCCUUCUACAGCGUCUCCUUGGACACACACGCACUGACCCACAUACACACUUUCUACUCUAAGUUCACUGAACCCCUAUAUGUAGGGUUUAGUUUUGGGAAUGUUGACUCAGUAAUAUCUUUGUGUUAAGAAGCAAAAAAACUAAUAUUUGGCAUCUACAUAUUUGACUGAUAUGCCCACAAUAGCCAAGUAAUAUUAAUUAAUUAUAAAGCCCUGCUGGUGACAUCCCAUAUAAAUAAAAAUAAUGCAUGGCACAACUUAGUAAGUCAUGGGUCUAAGAUUAUUAAGUCGUGGAUACGACUUAGUAAGGCGUGGGAAUGAGAUGGCCAUGCAUUAGGAUCUCGUUCACACGCCUUACUAAGUCAAAGCCACACAUUAGAAUCUUGUUCCUACACCUUCGUUAGUCAUGGCCCAGACUUAAUUAUCUUGUUCCUAUGACUUACUAAGUCAUGGCCAUGUAUUAUUUUUAUUCAUAGAGGAUGUCACCAGUGGGGAUUCAUACGUAAUAUAUAUUUAUUAGUAUUGUUUUUUUUUUUGCUGGACCAUCCAGUGGGCCAACCUAUAAGAGUUGGCGUGUCUUAAUGAUUUAGUGACUCAUUGAAGUCCUAUGUGAAACAUGCAUGCACAAAAGCAAGAUAAGCAGCAGGUAGCACUAUACACUAUUAAAUCUCAUCCUCAUACUUUCUUAAAACUACCAAUUGAAGAAUUAUAAAUUGUGAAAAAAGCAGAAACACAUUCAUCAAAUCAUAUUAUGGGUCUUAAUAAAACAAUGACUUAAUAA